Molecule: messenger RNA, 1243 nt
Organism: Daktulosphaira vitifoliae (grape phylloxera)
Lineage: Eukaryota; Metazoa; Arthropoda; Insecta; Hemiptera; Phylloxeridae
Gene: Sras
Product: CAAX prenyl protease 2
Exons: 8
Coding region: 229-1158 (309 amino acids)
Biological process (GO): CAAX-box protein processing
Cellular component (GO): endoplasmic reticulum membrane
Molecular function (GO): metalloendopeptidase activity
Source: RefSeq, a predicted model, not a curated record
CUUUUUAUGCCUGACAUGUGUAAAUAUGUAAUAAAAUAAAUGUGCAAUCCAUCUCAACGCAUACGUUCAUAUAUUAUUUAUAGUUGUAUAUUUACAAUUAACUUAACUUUUAUCAUUGCCGUUGUAUUUGAAAUUAUUUUCAAUUGUUUUCAUAUUAAAAUUAUGGGAACUCGGAAUGCAAUUUUAAAGCAGUGCACAAAUUAAAAAAAAUUAAGUAAAAAUGUAUUUAUGAUAUAUAAUAUUGAAAUAAUAUGUAACAUGAAUGUAAAUGAAAUUAACCUUAAUAAUAAUUCUCAAUGUUAUUACACAAAAUGUGUGUUAGAAAGUUUUUCUCUUUCUGUGAUUUACGUUUCUAGUUUAUAUGUAUGGAAUUCUCAACUACCAAGAGAUCAUCCUUCAACAAUAAAAAAAAGAUUCUUGAGUGUUUUAUUUAUGUUAAUAUUUUCACCUCUGUACACAUGGUACUUUAUUCAUGACAAAACUAAGAUUCCAAUAUGGCAGUGGUUAGGUUUCAAAUGGAAAGGUUUUUUUAUGUCUAUCACCUCUUCAAUUUUACUGACGUGCAUUUUAUUCUUAGGGCCUUUAUGCAUGAAUUGCAUUAAAAAUAUACAGUUUAAAGAUGUAAUAAGUUUAGAGAGAAUUAAGUCUAAUUUUACUGACUUAAUAUGGUUAAGAAAUUAUAUAGUUGCACCAAUAUCUGAAGAAUUCACAUUUAGAGCUUGUAUAAUACCACUACUGCUUCAGUGCUUUCCACCUAUAGCUACAAUAUUUAUUUGUCCCAUAUUUUUUGGAGCUGCACAUUUUAAUCAGUGGUUAGAGCGUAUGCGAGCUGGUAUAUCUUGUCACCAAGCAUUUAUUAUGUCUGUUUUUCAGUUUGUCUAUACCACAAUUUUCGGAGCAUAUUCAGCAUUGUUGUUUAUAUCAACUGGAAAUUUGAUUGCACCGAUAUUGGCUCAUAAAUUUUGCAAUCAUAUGGGAUUUCCUGAUUUUCGAGAAAUGUUUCAACUUCCUGAACCUAAGAGAAGUUGUUUAUUCAUUAUUUCAUUAGCAGGAUUUAUUUUAUGGUGUUUUCUAAUUGUAUUUUGCAUGGAACCAUGGAUUUAUUCAAAUUAUAUAGAUUGGACUGAAAUGAAUAAAUGUAAUAAGACAAAUAAUUAAAAAUAUAUUUUUUUAAAUUAAUAAAAAAAAACAUUAUUAUAAAAAAUUUUAUUUACACUCCCUCAAAAUAAAGGUACAUAACAUU